UGUAUCCUCUGAUAUUCAUGAAGAGGCGGGGUUCUGCGGGGAAUCCCUCCUCGGAGUGACGUCAGUAUACGUGCUGGCGGGAAAAAGGAAGAGUCCGGAGAAGAGUGGAGGUGAUCGGUGUGUGUGGGUCUUCACUGUCCAUGAUGGAAGAGGAUCUGGCCCUGUCUGAUGAGGCCUCCGAUGCUGGAAGUGAAGAAGUCCUGACGCCUGCAGAACUCAUUAACAAGCUGGAGGAGGCUUGGCUCAAUGAGAAGUUUGCACCUGAACUACUGGAGAGUAAAUCUGAGAUAGUGGAGUGUGUGAUGGAGCAGCUGAACCAUAUGGAGCAAAAUUUGCAACGAGCGCAGCAGGGAGACCUCAAGAUCAGCUUCCAUCACAUGGAGAUAGAAAGAAUCCGAUUCAUGCUCAGCAGUUAUCUACGCAGUCGAUUACUCAAAAUAGAGAAGUUUUUCCCGCAUGUUCUGGAAAAGGAGAAGGCUCGUGGGGAAGGAGAGCCUCCACAUCUGUCCCCGGAGGAGUUUGCUUUUGCAAAAGAGUAUAUGGCGAACACUGAGACUCUACUGAAAAGCGUGGCUCUGCGCCACAUGCCCCCAAACCUACAAACACUGGACUUGUUGAAAUGUGUGCCCAAACCAAACCUGGACUCAUUUGUGUUUCUGCGGGUGAAAGAAGAACAACAGAGCAUCCUGGUGGAGCCAGAGACAGAUGAGCAAAGGGAAUACGCUAUAGACAUGGAGGUCGGAUCUCAGCAUCUUAUCCGAUAUCGUACAAUAGCGCCCCUUGUGGCCACAGGAGCCGUGAAACUCAUCUAAAAUCGCAGAAAGAACAUCUGAUAUGGUCUGAGCUGCAUGGUGCAAUGCCUGUUCUGACCAGAGGAUGGCAGCAGAGGUGUAUUGAAAUGACUGAGCCUAAGAAUCUGAACUUUUCUACAUUCUCAUCAGUUCAUGACUUCGAGUAAUGAGUGUUAUUGGAUUAGCAGUGGACAUUUUUCCAGAACUGAUGAGCAUUGAAUUUAUGUGUAUGCUGGAAAUGGCUGUGGAUUAUACAGAGAAUUAUUUUUGUCUUGUGAAGUUUAUAAGAUGUUGUGUUCAUGUGCAAGUCUACAGCCAUGCGUAUCGGUGUCUAUGCAGACAAGUCUACAGCCAUGCGUAUCGGUGUCUAUGCAGACAAGUCUACAGCCAUGCGUAUCGGUGUCUAUGCAGACAAGUCUACAGCCAUGCGUAUCGGUGUGUAUACAGACAAGUCUACAGCCAUGCGUAUCGGUGUGUAUACAGACAAGUCUACAGCCAUGCGUAUCGGUGUCUAUGCAGACAAGUCUACAGACAUGCGUAUCGGUGUCUAUGCAGACAAGUCUACAGACAUGCGUAUUGGUGUCUAUGCAGACCAUGGAGCCAUGUGAUGGUGCAUACAGUAGAGUUUAUCUAUGUAAUGCAAUCUUCCAUCAUGCAAUGCACUGCUAGGAGGAUGUCAUGUCACCAGGCACAAAAAUACCAACAUGUAGCAUAUAUGUAUUCUUAUUGUUUGCUCAGCACUCUUUGCAAAUGUGUACUUGGAGAAUUGGGAGGUUUGAUAAACUUUAAUGCAAGUUUUAAAGUAUCAACAGAGAAUAAAGAUUUUGUUACAAUU
This is a messenger RNA of Rana temporaria (common frog), 1626 nucleotides long. It is a transcript of the gene GINS4, whose product is annotated as GINS complex subunit 4. The transcript is spliced from 8 exons. The record is from RefSeq and is a predicted model, not a curated record. Lineage: Eukaryota; Metazoa; Chordata; Amphibia; Anura; Ranidae. Gene Ontology annotation, biological process: DNA-templated DNA replication; double-strand break repair via break-induced replication. Gene Ontology annotation, cellular component: GINS complex. The coding region runs from base 141 to 812 and encodes 223 amino acids.